CCCUGGCAAUUAACAGAACACAGUCAUUGUUACCAGCUUCACCAUCGACAUAGAAUUGGUGAGGGUGUGGUGUGAGAGUAACAGGGCUGGCGAAGGUGGCAUGCUUUCAACGACCAUUGCCACUUGCCAGUUUUUUGUGCCAUCGAAUCUUGAGGUUAAUCGUGCAGGGAACGAUGUAGCUAAACUUUGGCACAGUUGUUGCCGUGACUGCUCUUCUCCGGGAUGAAACCGAAAGGGGACCAGCUGGUGUGGCGGCGCAUAUAGCUUUGGGCUUUGUAAACCUGAAGUCGUAUGCGUCUUUAACGGCAGGUCGUGGCCGCAGCGAAAGGACAAGCAACACAACACUCACAAACACGACAGUUUUACCCUAGGCAGGUCGCGUACAGGACGUCCUGAGGAGGCUGGCGCUGGACUGUAAGGGCCAACAUAGGUGGGUAUUACCUUGCCGGUGCUUGUCAUUCGGUGGGUAGUACUCUGCCAGUACCUGUCUUCGCAAUCGUCCACCCACUAAGUCCUGCUGCGGCCACUGUCACCACACGGGUCGUGUGGCAAGUCGUGUAGCGGACACUAGGUAGGCUUUAGCUAACACUAGGCAGGUUGUAGCUUUUGGAAGUCCCCUUGCGUUUUCAUCGGGAGGAGGGCCCACUUCGGAUUCCGUUGCGCUCCCGGCCAACGUUUCGUGCCGGUUAAUUCUGGUACAAAACGUGGCAUCCGUGGAUGCAAGACGGCGUUAAGUUUUCUCGACUGCUUAAUUGUUGUCGCCUUAACUAAAUGCCAUAGACUUGUAUCAGCAGCCCCAGUGAGUAGUGUCCAUGCCGCGAUGGAUGUACUGGUGAGUUUUUCGUAUUCUAUAACUCUCGGGUCUACGCUUGUUAAGUCUUACUAUAUUGCAGUCCCUGUCCUUCUACGGUUUGGGUUUCAUUUCUAUGGUCACGCUUGCCCUCCGGUUUGUCUUCAAGCCUGGUCUUCAGUGAUCCUGACCUUGGAGAAGACCGUGCAUGGAUCACCCGUAGGCCUCGCAGUUGGGAUUGGUGGCUGCCAUGUUCCUGCGUGGGUCCAUACAAGCCUCAGAGCCAGUGUUCGAGUGCUGUCAAAUAAGUUCAAGUCCUCAACCUGUGCAACCGGCUACUCUCUUCAUCGUUUGCACCAGGAGAGCAGACAUAUGCCCACCCCCAUCGUACUUCCUGCUGGCGCUGAACGGGUCUUCCUGGUUGACAUCCUCUCAACCAACACAGCCUCGCGUGAGAACCUCUUGUACUUCGAGCAAUACACUUUGCAAAGGGGCGGUGACACUUGGACCAUGGACUGCCAAAACCAGGAACCACUGACAAGGAGGCUCACCGCCAGCAAUUCGUCAAGCACCACUGAAAUAACCAUCAUUGCUGCGAGCUCCACUAGCGGCACCAAGUUGGCAGCUCUGCAUCUGGCGCACGCAGUGGACGAUCCCGCAGAUCCUUGUCUUUCAUCCAGUUCUUGCUCCACCAAAGAUGUCUGUGGUUUGGUUGUCCCUCAGCAGACAGUUUCUUCUCCCUGCUGCUGCCCACUGCGUUCUCUUAAUGGACCUUUGCUCGGCGAUCUGCAGUCACUUGCCUUGCCAACCUUUGCACCUGGCACACGCGAGGGACGAUCCCGCAGGUCUCCACGCCUUGCUCCCCGGAAGAUGACGUCGCCACUAGACCAUUCCUCAGCCGACGGUGUUUCUUCUCUUUGCUAGCACCCACAGCGCUCUUCUGGUGGACCUUUGCUGAGUGAUCUGCAAUAACUCGCGCAGCUUGCCAACGUCUGCAUCUGGUGCAUGCAACGGACGAUCUUGCCGGUCCUUUGAGUGCAUCGUCUAGUCUUUGCUUCACGAACUUCCUUGGUAGCGCAUCCUUCAGACGAGUAUUUGAUCUCUCUGCUUGGUGGUCUGCAGUGACUCGGGCAACUUUUCUACCCUCGAUCCCAUUCAGCGGAUGCUAUGUCCGAACCCACAUCGCCUUUCAUGUCCAGCCAGUGCCUGCAGUGGGCAAGAUGAUCCUCCAGUCCUGUCCUGUGGCCAAGGCGUCCCUUGGUCCACGACUCUCCUUCGGGUUCUCACCUCUUGCUCGCCUUCUGUGGAAUGUAUCGUGCACGAAAGCCCAUCGCUGCGGCCUGCCCUUUUCGAUCUUUACUCCAUGUAAGGACUGUUUCGUGUUGCUGUUCAUCAUGGCUCCGCUGUGACCACUAGUGGAUGAAAAGUGGGUGGUGCACUGCUGCUCACCCUGCCCCAGCAAGUCUUAUGCCAGCGAUCUCUGGAUCUGCCCAGAGCUACCAGCUGUUCACGAAAUUCUGUGCAAUGCAUCGGUGCUGGUGAUACAGAGCCUAACAAUGUACAGAGCUGUUUGAAGGAUAAUUCGAUGGUUUUCAGAAUCUACCACUCAAAAAAUAAUGGCAUGCUGUUCAGCCGCUUUAUGGUGCAUCUCAUGUUUUUAGACUGUCAAAUAUAUUGGACCAAUGUUGUCGAUUAAAUUACACAAGUUUAAUGUUUCGUGCAACAUUUCAAUCAUGCUCAUGUUUCACCACCAUAUCAGACUGCAGUGCGAUUGAUUGACCCAUCGGCAUGUGUUUGUUGGCCAUAAUAGAGGCAUCCAUUCAUAUUGUGCCAUGUAGUGGCAUAUUGAUGCUCUUUUGCAUUAAACUGCAUGGAAAGCUGGGUAACUUGGUACGGAUUCAUCUAUCGAUCUGCACGGCAGAGGCUCUUCUGUGUAUGCAUUUACCUGUGUUGCGUAUCUUGGGCGACACGCUCUUCCAUGUCACCUAUUCACAACUCAACUCGGUGGCUCCUUCGGUUCGGUUUUAAGGUUGUUGUGCAGAUGCACUCAACAGGUUCUCAUUUGUCCAAUUAAACGGUUCAGCUGAAGAGUCGCCAAUUGUUACAUGGGGGUGAUCGAGUCUUCACUUCUUUGGAAUCUGUUCGCUUCGGGCAUCCUGGUUGGAGGGCGUCCGGAGCAUUGGUAUAUGGUCUUUGCUAACACUUUAACAUCUUCCUGCUUAUGGUCCACAACUAGUAAGUGCCUGUUACAUCCUUCGAUUUUCCUCCACUGGUAUAUGCGUUCCAACUCGGCAGUUAACUUUGCAUGCUUCGGUCUUGCUUCACCUGUAACAUGUAAAAGCAUCAAUAUGCCAAAAAAGUGCACAAUCUGACUGGAGGGGUACGUGGGGGCGGGCCAUAAUUAUGGCAAAAACAAACACUUGCAGCCUGAUGGGAGUCUGAUUCGACAUGUAUGGCGUGUAAUGCUUACCUUUUUAGUCGGGUGCUGUAGUGUCCUACAAAAGCUUAUAGAAGAAAACGUAUACAGGCGACAAUAAGCACAGUGUGGCAGCAACACGGUGUACUGUACCUUUUGGGUGAAGACUGUUUGGUUCUUGGUGACGUUCUAGAAUGUGGACAUUGUUAAUCAGGGAAUCAUACGUACGUGUUGUUUAGCGCCCUUUGAAUGUUCUUAAGUUGUUUUUUGCCAGAUUAGUUUCCUCCAAGCUAUAAGUGUGCACAAUGUGUUUAUGUAAUAAAGAUAAAUGCAGUGAAUACAUUGUUAGAUCUAUGUUGAUCGCUAUAGUCACAUACAACUUCGAAAGACUGGAGAGGCCCUGCCCAGAUAACCGAACCUCACUGUCAGUCUGGCUCUUGACAUCAAGCCUGGAGUGUGUGCCCAUGGGUGCAGGAUUGUGCGCAUCAGCCUUUGAGUAGGAAAUGCUGCUGACUUCUUAAGUUGUAUCAGUCAGUCUAGUAAGGUGCAAAGUUUUAUUUCAAGACUUUAUUGUGAAACAUCAUUUAAAAUGCUUAGAAGUAUUGAGGCUUGUGUUAAGUUGCUUAUUUGCUGCUCUGCACAUCUGCUGCUGUACAAUGUUCCUUUCUAGUUUUGUUCCACAUUUACCAAGCACUUCUAGGCCUCUACCAUUACUGUAAUCUUUUUCUUCCUUUUGCUAAGACAUAGUGUCUCUACAUGGCUUGUCCGAUUGAGAGUAUGUAUCGGUAUGCCAUAUGUUGUUCAUUCCAGUCCAUAGUACUACCACUUGUCUUCACCCGGUAAUGUGUGAAUUCUCAUGUAGAUACUAUAUUUUUCCUCCACUACAUGUGCAGGUUUCCAAACAGUGUUGUUUGUCAAAGAACUUGUACUGCUGUGUUCGUUCGCAUUCUUUCUGUUCCAAACAUAAAUUUUGUAGUUGCUACAAUUUGUGCAAUUAAAACAUAAAUUGUGUGUUAGUAUCCCUCUUAUUUAGCGCUUGCUGGCACUCAACUAGUCAAGCACUUCUCUGCACAACCGGGCUCGCCAUACCAGUUAAGGUGGUGAAAAGUGUUGCUCUAUAUAAGUGCAAGUCAUUCAUGGACUAGACAUUGGAACUGUAGGUUGCUCAGAUAAAAUGGUACAUUCACAAGACAGA
Molecule: messenger RNA, 4401 nt
Organism: Rhipicephalus sanguineus (brown dog tick)
Lineage: Eukaryota; Metazoa; Arthropoda; Arachnida; Ixodida; Ixodidae
Exons: 9
Coding region: 821-1714 (297 amino acids)
Source: RefSeq, a predicted model, not a curated record